AUGAAUUAAGACACCACCAAUGUGAUUUUAGUAGUGAUUACUAACAAGGCGAAUAAGACUCUUGGACAUGACAAGUAUUUCAAAGUGUUCAGCCAAUUCGGUACAAUUCAGAGGAUGCUCAUUUUCGAAAGAUCAUUGACAUGGAAGACAUUUGUAGAAUUUGAUAAUCCUGAGUCUGCAAUUAAGGCAAGAUAAGUUAUGAAUGACAAACCUUUUUGUGAUGAUUCGUAAUUGAUGAUGAAUGUAUAUGCAAGUAAGCUGACAUACAUCACAUUUUAAGAGAAUAAUACUGGCGGUGUUGAUUACACUUUGUUACGUAAGUAAUAACAACCUGCUCAAAAACCACCUUAAUAACCUAUUCCAAUCUAAUUUCUUUAAUCACAAAUGUAAUUUCAGCAUCAAAUGUCUUAAUAGAUACAAUAAAUUAAUUCUUUUAUGGGUUAACUUUAGUAGGUGAGUGCUGAAGGGUUCUCCACAACAAUGAUUUCUUCAUCUGACUUAUAGUCAUAGAUUGAAAAGUAGCAGUCAUUGUUGAAUCAAAUAUAUGAAUGCCAAGCGAAUUUCCAACACUUAACAGAUCAAUAUCAAAACUUCCUAUAAGACGUUAACAAAUAAGAGGAGACCUAAGCAACCACUGUGUAAUAGAAGUAAUCAAAUAGAAAGAAGCUGACUUUGCCAGCAGAUCAGAAGAAGAAAACUGAUUAAAUAGAAUUUAUACAGAGUUAUCGAGAUAACAAUACAGAAAGCUUAUUUAAUAGUUAAGAUUAGAAGAUUGAGGAUGAUGAUUUGAAUUUCUAAGGUCUGGGAUUAAGAGAAUCGGAUGAUGAAAUCGUUGGAUCUGAACAUUGCGAUGAUGAAGAUGAGGAAGAUGAAGAAUAAAAUGAAUUCCUAAAAUACUUUGAUCAGAACUCAGACAACAAAUAAAUCAACAAUUUCUAAAAUGCUUUUCAAAAUAAUGACAAACCCUAAUAACAAUUCUAAUCAUAAUAAUUACAACAAUCAAAUCUAUCUUAAACCUCCUCUUAGCCUACUUCAUCUUCUAAUUUGGAUUAAUUCAAAAAUAAAAUUAUCAGAAUGCCUGUAUCCAAGAGUUAGACUUUACAAUAAGUAGAAAAAUAGUAAUUGGAUAAAAUGCAAUAAAGUGCUGACAAAAUAGAAGAAUACAUUAAUCCUAAGUUUUUACAAUCUGUGCGAAAAUCCAGAGUAAUCUAUGCAAGAUGGUUUGACAAAAAAGUCGUGACUUCUCAAAUGCUUUAUAACUUAUUUAGUAUUUAUGGCAACAUCGAUAAAAUGAUCUACCUAAAGGAGAGAUCUAGUGCUCUCAUCUAAUAUGUUACUUAAGACCAUGCUGCCAUUGCUAAAGAAUCUCUAAACGAUAUCAUGUUUUAUGGACAAUCUAUUAAAAUCUUUUUUUCGAACUACGAAGAAAUUUCACUAAAGACUUAACCAACUAAACCUGGAGAAUUCACUCAAGAUGUCAAAACCCAAGAAGAGUACUUUUAGGGAGGAGAAGAAACUCAUAGAAUCAAACCUGAUAGCACUUAUACUUUAGCCCCACCUUGUGAUACUAUAUAGGUGUCCAACUUGACAAAAAAUUCAUGCCAAGUUGCAGUCUUAUAGCAAUACCUUUAAGAUUAUGGUCAAAUUAAAUAAUACAAAUUAGUCACGAAUGCUACGAAGUACAUGGCCAUUCUCAAGUACCCAAGCACAGAAGUGGCUAUAACUGUUUUGGCUAAUAAUAAUGGAUUGGAAUUGGAUGGUAAAUAAAUUUAAAUAAAUUUCUCAAAACAAAAACUCAUAUGA
Molecule: messenger RNA, 1803 nt
Organism: Paramecium tetraurelia
Lineage: Eukaryota; Ciliophora; Oligohymenophorea; Peniculida; Parameciidae
Exons: 5
Biological process (GO): regulation of RNA splicing
Cellular component (GO): nucleus
Molecular function (GO): mRNA binding
Source: RefSeq, a predicted model, not a curated record